Asparagus officinalis (garden asparagus) is the source of this 552-nucleotide messenger RNA. Its product is annotated as replication factor A protein 1-like. The record is from RefSeq and is a predicted model, not a curated record. NCBI's taxonomy places the organism in Eukaryota, Viridiplantae, Streptophyta, Magnoliopsida, Asparagales, Asparagaceae. The transcript is spliced from 4 exons. Bases 1 to 552 code for a protein of 183 amino acids.
AUGCUAUUCAAUGCUACAAUAGCAACAUUUGAGGAAUACAUCCAUCUCAGCAAUAUCAUUAUCAUCAAGAAUGGUAUAGCCAGGCCUAUAAAUAGGAAAUAUGCAUCGGUGAAUCCGAAUUUUGAGCUUGCUUUUGGACAAAACACAAAAAUUACAGUAUCCGAAAAUAAAAUCAAUAUCGGUACCCUACCAUUUUCAUUCAAGCGAUUCGAAGAGGUGACAAAGACAGAUAAUGAAAAUAUAUUUUUCGAUGUGUUAGGAUUCAUCACUUCAGUGAGACCGUUGUACACAACAAAUACAUCAGUUAGAAGGGAGAUCACAAUAAUGAAUGAAGAGAUGGAUCCAUUGGUAUUAACAUUAUGGGGAGAGCAUAUAGAGAAAGAAGGUCAAAAUAUUUAUUCCUACUUUAAAGCGGAGAUAUCAGCAAUAAUCAAUCCAGAAUCACCUUGUUACACCGCAUGCAAGAGUUUUCAAAGAAAGGUUUUUGUUGAAGACAGCAUAGCUAACUGCAACAAUUGCAAUACUGAAGAUGCGGAAUGGAAAAUAAAGUAA